GCACCGCGGCCGCCGUUGUUCCCGCCGGCAGUUGCCGAGGGAGCGCCGAGGACGCGCCGGGCCGUUUCAGUUGCAGCUGGAGAAUCGUUUCAGUCGGAGUUUGUUCCUGGUGGAUAAGCCAUGCCUGUGUCAGCUGAUGAAACUGGGGGGGACCCAGCUGGGAGAGAUCCAGCUCAAACUCCAGCUGGAACUGAAGGACUGCAAGACCCACCCACUGCACAGAACGCGAAAGCUCGACAGGCCGUGUCGCGGAUCAGCCGGGAGGAACUGGAGGACAGAUUUCUUCGGAUAAGCGACGACCACCUCCUGCUCAAACAGCAUGCAAACAGACAGGAGGAGAAGAUUAAAAGAAUGACCACCAAGUUAAUGCGGCUUGUUAACGACAAAAGAAGAUCCGAGCAGGCAGGGGGUGGGCCCAGGAGGCUGGGCCAGGCCCUGGAGCUGGAGGAGACGAUCGAGCACUUGCAAGAAAGAGUUCGUGAGCUGGAGAAACAAAACGAGAACCUGCGCAACAAACUCAUUUCGACCAAGCAGCAGCUGCAGCUCCAGGGCCACAGGCCCUGCCCCUACAGCCACGUCCAGUCUCGUGUCAACUCCGGGCUCAGGAAGGGGAAUGAGGCUUCUGGCACGCCCGAGCACGCCAGGAAAGGAAUGAGGCUUCAGAAUUUAGAAGUGAGAUCAUCUGACCUUGUGCUCCCAAAAUAUGGACAGAGUCUGCUUGAGGAUUCAAGGGCUGAAAUAAGAAAUUUGGAGACUGUGAUUGACUCCCAGAGGAAACACAUUGAGGAACUCGAACAUGCCAGAGAGAUCCUCGUGAGUCAGCUGAGGAGGAAAGAAAAGGAGAUUGAAGACUCUCUCCUGAGGCUGAAAGAGCAAGGCACAGCAAGCCAAAGGCUGAACAUUCAGGACAACGUGGAAAUGAUCAAGGUCCGUAAACAGCUGGCUGAGAAAAGCAAUGCUCUUUCAGCUAUGGAAGGAAAAUUUCUCCAGCUUCAAGAGUCUAUUCAGGCUUGCCCUAAGUUUCAGGAAGCUGAUGUUGAUGUGGCAGAACUCAAUGAAGCUCUCGUGCUUAUAAAGGAUCGAAAGCAGCAGAAGAAUGGGGACCCUCUGAUUUUGGAAAAACCAGAAGAUGAGAUCCAUAAAGAUUCAGAACACUCCAUAAGGGAGCUGCAAUUAACACAUGCAGAAACAGUGCAAGAACUUGAGAAGACAAGGAAUAUGUUAAUUAUGCAGCACAAAAUUAGCAAAGAUUACCAGACUGAAGUAGAAACAAUGACUAAAAAGAUGGAAAGGAUACAGAAAGACUACGAGUUCAAGCUGGAACAGGAUGCCCACCUUCUUGAUAUCAGAGCUGCACGGAUUAGAAAACUAGAAGCCCAACUAAGAGAUAUCGUCUACGAUGCAAAAUCCCCUAAGUCCAGACCAGAAAUAUCCCCAGGUGAUCCCAUGGAUGGAUUUGUUGAAACUAUUCAUUUAGAGAAAGGAGAGAACCUUUUUGAAAUUCACAUCAGCAAAGCGAUCUUCUCUCCCGAAGCCAUGCACGCUUUCGGUGACCAGGAACCUGCAACUUUCUGUACUUAUGCCUUCUAUGACUUUGAACUUCAGAUAAGCCCAGUAGUCCGUGGAGGUGCCCCAUGCUAUGACUUCACCUCCCAGUACCUGGUGCAGGCUGACGACACCUUCUGCCACUACAUCCAGCAGAGCAGCGUCACCCUGGAGCUGCACCGCGCCUACGGCGUCGAGUACCAAACCCUGGCCGCCUGCCACCUCAGCUUCAGGGGCAUCCUGGAGGACAACGGCAGGAUCCACAGCACAGCAAACUUAGCUGGAAAAACAGGACAUGUUCAAAAUUACGGUACCAUAGAAUACUGGGUCAGGUUACAAGUUCCUAUGGAUCAAGCCAUUAUUCCCUACAAACAGACAUCCAGUUUUAGGGAACAUGAACAGCCAUCCCAGAAACCACCCCCCAGCCGGAGGCAGCGAGCAGCACAGGCAGACAGGAGGGUCUCUUUUCUGGAUCUCAGUGCAAUACAGGGAGCACGUGUGGUGCAGGAGGUUAAACAGCCAUCAGAGGAUCAGGGGAAGGAGGUGGCUGAAGAAAUUCAGCAGGGGAAAGAAGAGCUCUCACAUCUCUCUGAGCAGCAGUUACCUGAGCAAACAUCAGUUCCUUCUGCAGAUGAGACAGAAGUCAUUGAAGAACUGGAACCAGAAGAUCAAGAUGAUAGACAAGAGGAUGAUGCUGUUGAAUCAAUAAAAACUGACAGUGAUGACUGUAUUAUUUCAAGUCCAGUAUCCACAAAUAUUAAACAGCUGAAUCAGAGUAUCUAUGGCAAUUUGGAAGCGGAAAAAAUCCGGAUUAAAAUCACCUCCCUUGGUCUGACUGACUCACGGAUCACCUCGGAUGAAACAAUCCAGCAGCUGUUUGUGGAAUGCAGAUUAAACGAUUUCCUUGCAGAGGAGACCCCCCUGUCACUCCCCAAACCCACGGGUGCUCAGAGGAUCCACUACAACUACAGCACUGUGAUAAAUGUGGAUAAGGCACAUAAUGGUGCAGAAAGAGAGUAUCUCAAGUCGAUUCUUCUGAAGGCAGAUCCACCUGCUGACAGCCUAAAAUUUACAGUGGUCAGUGAUCCCCCAGAAGACGAGCAGGACCUUGAGUGUGAGGAUAUUGGUUUCGCUUAUGUCAGUUUGAAAGAGAUAUUCCAGAAGCAAAGAGAUAUCAUUGAGCAAGACAUUGAUGUUUUCGACUGCCAGGAUGGCGGGGCAGUGAUUGGGGAGCUCAGGGUGACAGUGGAGGCCCUGCAGGCCCUGCGCUCGGUCCAUGAGGAACUGCAGGAGUGAGUGGGGUGGGAGAGGGACCUUUGCCUGCACGAGUUCCUGCUCCCGGUACAAAGACAUGGUGAUGGUGCAGCAAAGAUGAGAUCUCUGUCAUUCUUACAGUAUAUUUAAUAUACCAUUUAUAUGAAAAGGAUGCUCGAUGUGCAGGUGUACAAUUUUGUAUGCUUUUCAGUCUGGUUUCUUAUUUUUAAGGUCCUUGCUGAAUCACAUAUCAAGCUUUCAACAGUUGAUGGUGUCAAGGUCUAACUCAGUCCUAGCAGUCUGUUUUCAAACCAAACCUGCUUGUAAAUGAUCAGAUACCAGCUGAGGGUACUUUGUCUAAAGAAAUAAGUGAUGGUGAACCUACAAACAGAAAUGCUUGCAGGUUCUUACUCAGAGUAGUUCCAUGCCAUUCCUCCCUCAGGACAGGGUCCCUGCUGCUGGCAGUGCCUGGGCACUCGGCAGGAUCAGCUGCUGUCAGACCGUGGUGCUCAGGGCUGGCUGGGAACCUCCAGAGCUGGAGCCUGCUCAGCUCCUCUGGGCACCAGUGCCUGACUGUCCUCAGAGUGAGAACAAGGAGAUGCAUUUCUAAACAUUACUUCAGUCCAAAUCAAAGCCAGGGCUAGAUCUAAGCACGUGGAGCAGUUUUUGCACUGAAUGUACCAUCUAAUAACUUAAUUAUUUUUUUUUAAAUUCUGGGGAUGGCAUAAAUAUGACCACGUUUGUCAUUUGUUUCAGCCAUUUAACAUUUUGCACAAAACCAAAAAUUACAAAGCAUUUUAGUGUUGGUUUUCCUGGUUUGCAGUAUGCCAUCUAAUUACCAUCGAGUUCUAUGAAGCAGUUGAUAAAAAACAGGUGUUAUUGUUAACAGUGUGGUUGGCUCAGAUAAUUUUUCUGUAUAUAUUUCAGUGGUAAACAAUUUGUUAUGGUUUACUGCUGGGUUGUUUGGGGUUUCUUUAUAUUAGACUUAGAUUAUUUUAAGACUAAGGAAACAAACCAAUAAAUCAAACAGAUCAGUCUUACACUGAAAUUAUCUUCCUAAGUUUCAUUCAUGAAUUCUUCACACAUUUUAGAUUUUCAAAGAUUUUCCCUGAGCUGUGAGAAACAGGGAUAUAAAUCUGUAACCUCUGUCCACACCCAUUCUGUGUAUCAAAAUAUCUGUUAAUUCAGGGGUCCAGCAUCAAUAGCUGCAAGACAGGCCUUGCACAUGAUCUAGCAAUGAUUUGUUUAACAUUUUUGUAGAUUUGGGAAACAACCUGUUUUCUGUUUAGACAAACUGUCAUUCUUGUUGAAUGCAAAAUUAUUUCCUUAUGUAUUAAAGUCACAAGAACUUGAAAAAAUGUUGGGAAAAUGUGGUCCUUCUACUACAAAAAAACUCAAUUUGAACCUUCUUUUGCUUGAAAGACUGUUAUCAACCAGUAGUUAUUCUGAUUACUGACUCAUAAACUUGCUGAUAGCCUUUGACUUCAGUUAUAAUGAACAACAGAAAAUGUUUUACCUUAUGUACAGGGCAAUCUUCCCAGAGAAAUUAAAGGUGACACCAAUCAGCAUCUGACUCCAAACACACAGUACACGAACAGUAAAUAAAAAUCAGCAAACUUAGUAAAAGAACUUCAGAAAAUCUUUA
Lepidothrix coronata (blue-crowned manakin) is the source of this 4444-nucleotide messenger RNA. RefSeq names its product protein fantom-like. Gene Ontology annotation, molecular function: thromboxane A2 receptor binding. Lineage: Eukaryota; Metazoa; Chordata; Aves; Passeriformes; Pipridae. Gene Ontology annotation, cellular component: photoreceptor connecting cilium. The transcript is spliced from 20 exons. Gene Ontology annotation, biological process: retinal rod cell development; non-motile cilium assembly. The coding region runs from base 121 to 2841 and encodes 906 amino acids. The record is from RefSeq and is a predicted model, not a curated record.